AUGGGUGAUGAGCCCGUCGCGCCCAAUGACGGAGUGGCAUCCCUGGUUGGCUCGGAGGCUGCCUUUGCAGUCAUCAACGAGGCGUGGUUUCACGUUCUUGCCGGGGACGGCGACGCAGCAGACCUCGCAGCGGCCCCCGGAUGUGGCACACCGGCUUUGUUAGACCUCCUCACGGGAGUGGAACUGUCCACAGGUGUCCUGGGAGCGUACACGCCGACGCUGCUACAGGGACAUGCAGACCUCAUAAAUGAUGCGUGUGGUGGCUGUGCAAGCAUCCUUUUGCGCAAAGAGGAGUGGGAUCGCUUGAUGUGGGGUGUCCGAGAGCUGUGGGGUCCAAGCCAAGUCCUGCGGAAGGCCGUCGUAGCCGUUGGUCGCGACAACCGCUCGCUGCUGACACAGCUCGUGUGGUCCGAGCCCUUGGGACCGACGCGCCGCGCAGCCCUCGUGAUGCUGCUGCAGGCCGCUGCCCACUUGGACCACGGCCGCGAGGGCCCGUUGGCCAUGCUGAAGCGCCUUCUUCCGGAUGGUGAGAGCCUGGUGGCACGGCCGGAAAUGCAGCAGCUGAUGUCCCUGGUUCCCGCAAUGAGCAGUUCCAGAAGCCACUGGCGGCGGCGUCCUCCUCCCGAUGUCAUUUCAGGAGAUGUUUGCCCUCCUUGUGUGGACUCGGAGCACAUACGGGAGAUUCCGUCACAGGACAUGCUGAUAGUGCCCAAAGCUUUACCGGCUGAAGCAUUUCUGGGUGGCUCCUUGGUCACACAGCAGGACGAAGCAGCCGUCUUAGCCGGACUGCCUCCACCUCCGACAAGGAAGAUCGGCUCCAACAUCAGUCAAGGCCUUCUUGUCCAACUUCGGCAGCCGGAGGAUCCUGCGGCAUGCGAAGCCACGCAGUGCUGCAUCUGCAUGGAGCUGUUCAGCGCCUGCCAGCUUUGGCAUUGUGGUCGCGACGUUUGUGGUGGGAAGGCCUUCUGCUCCAACUGCUUACGACAGCACGCUGAGGCAGUCAUAGACAGUGGGCUUUACGCCGCACCUGCUGUGCGUUGCCCAGUUUGUAACCUUCGCCUAGCGACAACAGCUUGGGCGCCUUUAGUAAAGGAGGAGACCUUUGCCAAAUACCAGGAAAAUGCCCGAGCUCUCCUCACCUACAGGUGUGCAGCCUGCGAUGAAACAGGUUCCUACCUGAGGCCUGGCAUGGAAGGCCAUGCCAGCGCCGGAAAGCCUUUUGGCAUGCUCGGGACCGAGGCGCGCGAGCGGCUCUGGAUGGCAUGGGAAGCUUUCUUCCUAGCAGAGGUGCCUGCAGAGAAGUUCCUGCAGACGAUCCUGGACGAGUUUUCCUGUGGGCACCGCAAGGGUGGGGCCCCGCCCAGCAGCAUGAACAAGGUGCUCGGUCCGAGUGGCCAAGCCAACUGGAUCGAGGACCUGGAGCGACGAUUAGCCCUCCAACUGGCCUGGCUGCACCGUUUCCCACGACAGCGUACCCCUUGCUGCGGGGAGCAGUUCUGCUUCCGCUGCAAAGUGUCGUCGUGGCACAGAGGAGUUACCUGCAACGAGCGACUGCGCUCCGAAAAAGCACGCCAGGCGCAACUGUGUCCCGGAUGCGGGGUACCAACACAACGCAGCGAGGGCUGCCGCAAGAUCACCUGCGUUUGUGGUCGUGUGUGGGAAUGGGAGGGGAUCGACGGCGACAGCAGCGAUGAGGAGGGCAUCUUCUCGGAAGACUCCGGGGGUGAGGACGAGAUGCAAGCACAAACUGCAGUCAACCUCGUUGCGAUGAACAACAAGGUCUCGGACGAGACGGCCCCGUCCUUGUAUUUCACAUUCGCCACACGCCUUCGUCCGCUGCAUCUUUUGGUAUGUCGAAACACCGCCGCAGUUGCCGCGCUUUGUGAAGUGGGAGCUCGGGUAACUCCAGAGGUGUUGGAGGAACUCAAGGGUGUCUCGCUGGAGUGGCAGCGCUGCGAAAUGGAGAGGCUGAUGCGUCCCCAAGUGCAAGGAGAUCCGAACAUGAGGCUGCCACUGUGGGUUUGGAUUCAAGCCGGAAGCGCCGCAGCAGUGGAGGCUCUGCUUCGCAAUGCGGCGCAUGAGGAGGCAGUGGGCGAAGAUGUGUUCAUCGCCUUGCAGCGGAGCAGCGGCGACGAUGACAGUCGUAAGCAGAUUGCUGAGCAUCUUCGAGAGCAUGUCGGCGAGGAGCGCUGUGCUCUGAGCUAUACUCAGCUCAAGGUUGGCCAGGGUUGUAUUUACCUCUCUGAGCCUCACCUCCUCAACCCUCGUCGCUUGGCUUUUCCGUUCAGUUCAUCCACCCGUAGCUCGGGUUUGUUGGAAGGGGCAAAGUCAGUCAUGGUCACAACAUGGGCAGAGUACUUGGACUCUAUCGAGACUUUAAAACCACGUACGGAGUCUCUGCAUGCCGGACUAUUGACGUCAGCCAAUUUGCACUUGCUCAAGCUGCUGUAG
Molecule: messenger RNA, 2451 nt
Organism: Symbiodinium sp. CCMP2592
Lineage: Eukaryota; Dinophyceae; Suessiales; Symbiodiniaceae
Source: the annotation of a GenBank genome assembly